This is a messenger RNA of Schizosaccharomyces osmophilus, 927 nucleotides long. It is a transcript of the gene png2, whose product is annotated as ING family histone acetyltransferase complex PHD-type zinc finger subunit Png2. The transcript has 4 exons. The record is from RefSeq and is a predicted model, not a curated record. Bases 1 to 927 code for a protein of 308 amino acids. Lineage: Eukaryota; Fungi; Ascomycota; Schizosaccharomycetes; Schizosaccharomycetales; Schizosaccharomycetaceae. Gene Ontology annotation, biological process: regulation of DNA-templated transcription. Gene Ontology annotation, cellular component: Rpd3L-Expanded complex; nucleus; Rpd3L complex.
AUGGGGACGACCGGCAUUGAAGUUUUUGCAGCUCUAAAUGAUUUUACAGAUGCCAUUGUUUCCAUUCCGGAGUCAGUGUGCAGUAACUUUACGUAUUUAAAAGAAAUUGAUGCCCGGUCUCGAGAAUUAAAAACGAAUGUAACAGAUGAAAUAGAGUCGAUUUUGAGAGAUGGGAAAGCUGGAAAUAAUCCUAUAAAUAAUCGUUGCUUGCAGCUAGAGAAUGAUAUCAAAGGAAUGAUUCCUUUCUCAGAUUCCAAAAUAUGUUUGGCUACAGAAGCGAUGGAUAAUAUAAACCAGUGUAUCGAUAGAUUGGAUGCCGAUUUUGAAUACGUGGAGCUGGAAAUUCCACAGCAAUUACGGUUAGGGUAUCCGGAUGGGCGUGCUUUAUUUAACCAUCCUAAUAGCAAUCAAAGGAUGGAAGGAAAGAAAGAAACGAGAAGAAAUCAACCCCAACAGCAGCAUACGGAUCAUCAGCAGCAAAAUCACCAUACUUCUUAUCCAGGACACCCUAUCGAAGAACGAUCCUCUGUGCAUCAUGAAAAUGACAAUACGGAUGUUCCCCAUGCUACUAAUAACACUCCUAGCAAGCGGCGAAAAACAACUGCACAGCGGAAAUCAACUUCCCCUCUUCAUAGAACAAAACCAAAUGUUGUUACUGUUGUGGAGCGAAGGCCAGGACGAAGAGGAACUAGACAAACAACAGAUGACCUUUCAGCGAAACCAAAUAUCCUAGAGUCGGAGGAAUUGAACGAGGGCGAGCAACUUUAUUGCUAUUGUCAACAAGUUUCCUAUGGCCAGAUGAUUGGAUGUGAUAAUGAAAACUGUAAGCGUGAAUGGUUUCAUUUACCUUGCGUUGGUCUGGUAGAGCCACCAAAAGGCAUUUGGUAUUGUACAGAGUGUCGAGAAAGCAUGAAACUUGAAGCUUGA